GCGGGGGCGGGGCUGCGUUUGCUUCCGCCGCGCAGGCGCAAUCGUGUCGCUCGCGGUGUCUCGAGUUGGCGUCCGCCGGGAAGGCGGGGCUGGGGCUCGCACAUGGCCCCUCUGCGGGGAGCAGAGCUGGUCCAGACGCCGUUGCAGCUGUACCGUUACUUACUGCGUUGCUGCCGGCAGCUGCCAACCAAGGGCAUCCAGGAGCACUACAAGCACGCCGUCAGGCAGGUGCGAGCAAGUCUGGGCGAGAGUUUCCAAGUUCACUCAGACGAAGACAACCCCGAGAGAAUCCAGCAGAUUAUUAGAAGAGCCAUUGAAGAUGCCGACUGGAUCAUGAACAAGUAUAAGAAACAAAACUGAGUACCUGGAGCUCACAGCGAGAGCACAGCCGCCCCGGAGACACGUGGGACUGAGAAACCUCUCUGCUUUUGGAGCUACAGAGCAGCAUCAGUUCUGGAGUAGUCUUUGAUCUUGUUGACUGAAAGCAGAAAUCACAGCUGACAUUUGGUCAGGUGGUUUCUCAUCAUUGCAGCCAUGUCCCCAGCAUCUUUUAUGUCUGCUUUUCCAGACAGAAACGAUACACAAUUUGGGGAGAA
Molecule: messenger RNA, 596 nt
Organism: Rattus rattus (black rat)
Lineage: Eukaryota; Metazoa; Chordata; Mammalia; Rodentia; Muridae
Gene: Lyrm9
Product: LYR motif containing 9
Exons: 4
Coding region: 103-360 (85 amino acids)
Source: RefSeq, a predicted model, not a curated record